AUGCAACAUCCCGAGAGGAAAUACCAACUCUUUCCCAAGGACAGACCAGCGGCCACCGCGCCGUGUAAGGCGCUGGAUCCCGAGCAGGCAUUUGCGUUGGCCAUGGCCCAAAACAGUGAUAGGAACGAGAAGACGACUGGCGGGACAGGCUUGAGGAUCCGGAUCAAGGAGCACAACCUCAUCCGCAGGCGGAAGAUUAGCGUACCGGAGCUGGGUCCCAUGACGACAGUGCAAGAGACUCCUAUGGACUCUCCUACUAUCCCGGGACGACCACCCAUUCACGAGAGGUCCAUCAGCGCUCCGGGAACUUCAUGGAAGCCGUACUGCCUUGGAGACUUCACAAUGGCAUCGGGAAGGACACAAACGGCAGAUGACAAACCCGAGCUUAGAUCGGCUUGCAACAGCAAUGGGGAGCCGCAACCGCAACGACCUGAAAACGAGGCCCGACAGCCAUUAUCGCCUAAGAUGCUGAGGCCACUCGUGAUUCCGACCUCCAACGCACCCGCUCCGCGCCUAGCACGGCAAAUCUCCGUCAACCGACUCCGCUCCGGUACCGCGCCCGGCGAAGGGCCGAUACGCCCAGCGAGGCCCGAAGACUCUCCUCGGACAAGGACGCCUUUCACGCCACUGUCUGCGUCUUUGACCACGCCACGAUCUGCCGCGACGACUGCCAUGACAACCUCAACGCUGCCGACUCCGCUAUCAGCACCAAUCGAGUGCAGAGCAUCUCCGAAAUCGUGGGAGAAGCCAGUGAACUGUGUUGUCUUGAAAACGGCCAAGGAGACCACGCCAGAUGUUUCCACCACGCCAAAGGCGGAGCUCAAUGACCCAAUGGAGAGCGUUCCCCAUUGGCAUAGGAGGCACCAGUCCGAGUCGGGAAGCAUCAUGGAGCGGGGGCGGCCGCGGAAGCGGUCCGAGACGUGCGGGGCUGCUACUGUGAAGCGGACCGGUUCAAAGAGGAGCAAGAGUUCGGAUAGGCGAGCGUUCGAACAACUGCCCAAGGGAUGGAAGGCAAGCGACGCGGUGAACGUGCUGAGCCCGCCAGAAGUGGCGUCCUUGCACAAGCAGGCUGUUCAGCAGGCGGCUCGUUUCGAAGUCUUGAGGAAGGAGGAGGUUGACUGUCUCUCACGGGAACUUCGUCAUCUAGACGAGCGUACUGAAUACCUCCGGCGCACUUACACGUCUCUCCGAGCGGGCAGACGCAAUCUGCACACGCGUAUCUGCCAGUAUCUUCGUUCCCCGCGGACAGCCAAGUUCAGCCACGAUUCCAUGCUCAAGCAGGAGGAAGCUCUUGCGGAGCUCGAUAGCUCCAUCGACGAGUGGGUCAACAAACUCGAACAGGCUGAAAAUCGCCGCACUCGGGUCCGCCAAAAGCUGCUCGAGCAUGUCGCCGCCGCCCUUACUCUGGCUCCUCCCAAGGGAGACAUUGUCGGAGUCAGUGAGAGCUUGCAAGCCGCUCUCGGCGUUCGUCCGCUCAAUGCCGUCGACCUUUCCACACCGCCCCGUAGCCCGACCAAGGUUUCCAGUCAUACCAACUCCCCUUCUUCGCCUUCCCCGCACCGGGUCGCUCAUGUGCCGUCCACGAUUCUUGAGCAGCCCCUCUCCGAGGAAGCCGCGGCCGCCGAUGAAGCCAAGGAAGGUGAAGACAAGGGAGGCGAAACUAAGGCGCCCUUGCGCCGGGCCGAGACCAUUCGCAUCUACGCCGAUAACGACGUCUAUGCUCUGCUCGCUGACGUGGAGCACACAAUUACCAACAUGGGCAGCGGCGACACCUCGGCUAGGGAACCUGCAGAGGCGCUAUCGGAUGCGGAGCGGAGAAAGCUAUGCCGCGCCCUCAGCCACGACGUCUUGAACGGGUCGCCCGCCAAGAAGCCGUUGCCCCUUUCGAAACUGGCCGAGAAACCGUCUUCUUCAUCUCUGGCUUCUGCUGUUACGGUCCCACCGGCGGCUGAGCCUGCCACUGAAGAGGUCCCAGUCUACCUCACCAGCGCCGUCUUCAAGCCCUGA
Messenger RNA from Chaetomium strumarium, 2007 nucleotides. Its product is annotated as Up-regulated during septation-domain-containing protein. Lineage: Eukaryota; Fungi; Ascomycota; Sordariomycetes; Sordariales; Chaetomiaceae. The coding region runs from base 1 to 2007 and encodes 668 amino acids. The transcript is spliced from 3 exons. The record is from RefSeq and is a predicted model, not a curated record.